This is a messenger RNA of Amborella trichopoda, 1392 nucleotides long. Lineage: Eukaryota; Viridiplantae; Streptophyta; Magnoliopsida; Amborellales; Amborellaceae. The record is from RefSeq and is a predicted model, not a curated record.
CGUUUCAUAAUUUGCUGAAUAACAUAGCCCAGUUUUCUUUACUUUUAUGUGUAAAACAUAUUGCCUUUACCCAUUAUUCCUUGGCAGAAAUCACAAGUCUUUCAUUCACAACCAGUUCAUUGCAUGCUUCGUCUACUUCUGUGCUUUUCCUGAAAUUUCAGAUUGUUUUGAAGGGGGUAGAUAUACUUUACGGGGUUUUUAUUUGGAUGAGAGUUCAUUUUUUACUUCUUCUUUUUAUCAGAAGGAAGGAAGGAGAGAUGUCUGGAAUGGAUGACCAGACAAGCAAGCUUUUCAGGAUAAGACGGACAUUAAUGCAGAUGCUUAGGGACCGUGGUUAUCUGGUGGGUGACUUUGAAAUCAAUAUGACAAAAGCCCAAUUCAUCGAAAAGUUUGGUGAUGAAGUCAAGAAGGAUGACCUCGUGAUCAACAAGACGAUGCGCAACAAUCCUUCGGAACAGAUAUAUGUUUUCUUCCCAGAGGAGCAGAAGGUUGGUGUAAAGACUGUCAAAACAUACACAGAGCGUAUGAAGUCGGAGAAUGUGUUUCGAGCUAUAUUAGUCCUUCAACAGAACUUGACUCCCUUCGCCCGGCAAUGUGUCCAAGAAAUUUCUGCUAAGUUCCAUUUGGAAAUUUUUCAGGAGUCAGAACUUCUAGUCAAUAUCAAGGAGCAUGUCCUUGUUCCAGAGCAUCAAGUUCUUACCAGUGAAGAAAAGAAGACGUUGCUUGAGCGGUAUACUCUGAAAGAGACACAGCUUCCACGGAUUCAAAUAACUGACCCGAUUGCCAGAUACUAUGGUCUGAAGCGUGGUCAAGUUGUGAAGAUCAUUCGACCCAGUGAGACUGCUGGAAGAUAUGUCACCUAUCGUUAUGUUGUGUAACUCUCUCGAGCACAAGAGAAGAUAUUCCUGUAUCUGUAUGACUGUUGAGGAUAUUUAUAGGGAAGGUUGAGAGUUCUGGACCCUAGAAAGAUGGGGUUGUGGACCAUGUAUCAUUGAAGGCUUGACCGAUGGUGUAGUGCAGAUCAAUUGGUGAGAGUGAGGCAGCGUAUGGGUUAGGGAAAAGUUCUGAUUUUAUGCUUUCAGAGAACUGAAGUUUUGUUUGCUCUGAGAACCUCAGUUGCUCUGAAAUAGCUGAGAAAAUUCAGACGCUUUGAUUAUAUUUAUGCCGAAUAGGUUUGUGAUAUGGGCUGGAAGUUUCAAUUAUUGGGAGUUUAAAUUUGUGGUAAGCGGUUGAUUAAACUAUAUUAAGAGGACAAAACAAAUAGAGUUGUCUGAAACCAGCGAAGGAGGGUCAAAAUUUCAAGGACUCUUGUCCAUUUUCCUUCUUGAAGUAUUUGUGUUAAUAAAGUACUCCUCUCAUUAUCGAAAUUCAUUUUUUCUAUUUUCUCAGUAA